UGGCGCACUGUGGGAGCGUUCCGCUUGCGCGGCCUUGGAGGGCGCGGCGGCGGCGGCAGACGCGGUGCUCGGUCAUGGGGUUCCAGCCGAGCCCAGGCCUCCUGGCCUCCCUGGGGGUGGGGCUGCUGACUCUGCUCGGCCUGGCUCUGGGCUCCUACUUGGUUCGGAGGUCCCGCCGGCCGCGGGUCACUCUUCUGGACCCCAAUGAGAAGUACCUGCUGCGACUGCUGGACAAGACGACUCUGAGCCACAACACCACGAGGUUCCGCUUUGCCCUGCCCACCGCCCACCACGUUCUGGGGCUGCCUGUGGGGAGACACGUCUAUCUCUCUGCCCGAAUCGAUGGCAGCCUGGUCAUCAGGCCAUACACUCCCGUCACCAGUGAUGAGGACCAAGGCUACGUGGAUCUCGUCGUCAAGGUGUAUCUGAAGGGCGUGCACCCCAAAUUUCCUGAGGGAGGGAAGAUGUCUCAGUACCUGAACAGCCUGAAGAUUGGGGAUGUGGUGGAGUUUCGAGGCCCGAACGGGUUGCUCACUUACCUCGGGAAAGGGAUUUUUAGCAUUCAGCCCGACAAAAAGUCUCCAGCGGAGCCCCGUGUGGCCAAGAGCCUAGGGAUGAUUGCCGGUGGGACAGGAAUCACCCCGAUGCUUCAGCUGCUCCGGGCCAUCCUGAAAGACCCUGAAGACCGAACUCAGUGCUGUUUGCUUUUCGCCAACCAGACUGAAAAGGACAUCAUCUUGCGUGAGGACCUGGAGGAGCUGCAGGCCCAACACCCCGGUCGCUUCAAGCUCUGGUUCACUCUGGAUCACCCUCCAGAAGGUUGGGCCUACAGCAAGGGCUUUGUGACUGCCGACAUGAUCCGGGAGCACCUGCCCGCCCCAGCAGAUGACGUGCUGCUGCUGCUCUGCGGGCCUCCCCCCAUGGUGCAGCUGGCUUGCCACCCCAACUUGGAUAGGUUGGGCUACUCACAAAAGAUGCGAUUCACGUACUGAGUGUCUCGUAGCUUCCCUGGUCUGUUCCGGCCACUGUCCCCAAUCAGCACUCACACUCUGCGAGCCCUAGAUUUCCUUCCUGACACGGUCAGCUUGUUUUCUUUCUCCGGAGCUGAAACGGGACGGUACGUGCUGGAAUAGCAACCUUGUAGCCCUGGACGAGGGCCAGGGCUGAGCCGUUCCUGGAAGGCCCCAAAUCUCCCUGUGAUAAAAGAUUCGUGUUAGACCGUGGGUCAGAAAGAAGCAUUACAUUUGUUCCAGGACUGGCUAGUUCCUUGAUAGCGUCACACUGUUCUUUGUGUCUGUGAUGAGAAGAACAGUCAGUGUAAUGGGUUUUAUUUAACCUCCGGUGCUUAAACUCAUAGCAGAUUCUGUGUGUGAGUGCCAGAUGAGGAGACUUUUAGAGUUAGUCUUGCAGAGAUUGCAGGAAAGGAGGAAACGGUUUCUUCAGACCUGCAGACCUCAGAGAAAGGAAUCUGAAAUACAUGUUUGUGUGUCUGUCUCUCUCCACCCCUCCCCAGGCUGGAGGGGAGUGGCUAUCCACAGUCUAAGACUGCUGCUUGUGGCAGGAACUUCUGGCUGUGCGAAUAAAGGGGGCCGAGGCCCCAGUGUUAUCUUUAAA
Molecule: messenger RNA, 1614 nt
Organism: Pteropus alecto (black flying fox)
Lineage: Eukaryota; Metazoa; Chordata; Mammalia; Chiroptera; Pteropodidae
Product: NADH-cytochrome b5 reductase 1
Exons: 9
Coding region: 75-992 (305 amino acids)
Cellular component (GO): mitochondrion
Molecular function (GO): FAD binding; oxidoreductase activity
Source: RefSeq, a predicted model, not a curated record